This is a messenger RNA of Medioppia subpectinata, 1326 nucleotides long. The record is from the annotation of a GenBank genome assembly. Lineage: Eukaryota; Metazoa; Arthropoda; Arachnida; Sarcoptiformes; Oppiidae.
AUGGCUUCAGUCCGGCACUCAAUGCGUGAACUGAUGGCUAAUCCCUAUCACAUCACUGUUGAGAACAGGUUUGAAGUGUUGAACAAAAUCCUAAUGCCUUUACAUCUGAUUCCAUACGACAAACAAUUGUCGAUUAAGUAUCGCAACAAUUUCCAACUUCUUCAUCAGUUUGGCCAACGAUUACGAGCCGUCAACUCAGCCGUUGUGGUCAACAAUAAGGGUCUUCCGUGUCCUCUGGAGUUAGUGAAGGGCUCGCCAUUGACUCAACGCUAUAGAAAUAAGGAUGAGUUCAGUGUCUGGCCGGGAGUCGACGGCUUCCGCAAGACUGUGGGCUUCUUUGUCGGUCAGCCCUCUGUCCACAAAGACGUGUAUUGUGUAGAGCCGUAUCACAUGACCAUCAGUCGAGAGUCACAUCUAAGCAUCGCUCAGAAGUUCCAAAACUAUUUGAAAGACAUUUCGCAAUACGAUUCGUGUCAGAACUAUGGAGAGGGCGGACACUGGAGGCGCCUUCAUAUCAGGUCCAAUACAGAGGGACACCAUAUGGUGACCGCUAUUAUGCAUCCGCAAGAUCUCACUCAACAAGAACUGGACAAAGAAAUGUCGCGAUUGAAGGAGUACUUCGAUGGCGACGAACGGAUCAGUUCGCUAUACUUUCAGGCGUCCAGACAUACGCGACUCAGUGAUGAAAAGUGUCCGUUUGUGCAUCUCUUCGGUGACCGAACUAUAACUGAGACACUAUUUGAUAAAACGUUUGAGAUAUCAGUCGACUCUUUCUUUCAAAUCAAUACGAGUGCCGCAGAAGUGUUGUAUAGGAAUGUCAUCUCCGAACUGAACGCCACCAGAAAAACAACAGUUCUGGACAUUUGUUGCGGAACCGGAACUCUGGCCACAGUUUUAGCGCCAUAUGUUUGUCGUGUGAUUGGAAUCGACUCAUCCAAGUCUGCUAUCAGUGACGCGUGUAAUAACGCGGCCCUCAAUGGCGUCAAAAACGUGUCGUUCAUCGCCGGACCCGUUGAACAACAACUCCCAAAACUGAUGGACGACUUGUAUUCGCAGGACAUUGUAGUGGUGGCCAAUCCGACCAGAGCUGGUCUCCAUCCGAGUGUAAUCAACAUAUUACGACAAUUCAAAUCCGUCCGAAAGAUUGUAUUUGUUUCGUGUAAACCAGAGGGAUAUGCCUUCAAGAACUUCAUACACCUGUGCUCGCCAUCAGACAGACGUAACCGUCAGUGGGGAUCACCUUUUGUGCCAAUAAAUGCGGUUCCCGUCGAUCUCUUCCCCCAAACAAAUCAUUGCGAACUAAUCAUCACUUUUGAGAGGUUUUGA